GCACCGGGGACCUGAAGAGAGAGUCUUGGAAAUGGCCACCCCUUCAAGUUGAAAAGACCUGAUAUUUCCUUAUUCGUUAUUUAUAGCGUCUUAUAACGUAGUCCGACCGUUCCUAGUAUAAUACUAGGAAAUCUUUUAUCUCGCCACUACGAUUCUUUGGAUAACGCUAGAAGAUGCGUUAAAAUGCUUAAUGAAGAGCAAAAAGAAAAGUAUGCAGAAAUGGCUCGUCAGUGGAAAGCUACCAAGUCAGAAGUAGUAGUAGAAAAGCCACCUAGAGAAGUCCCAGUACCGUUUCCUACUCAAAGUCAGGAUACGAUUCCUGUUACAAACCUUACAAGUCCAUUUAAGUAUGAACAAGUUGUGCUCGAAACUCCGUUCUACUUUCUGAAUAUCUUCAGUCAUGGAGUGUUGCCCCCUCACUGUAGUCAGCGUUUCCUCCCUUGUGAAAUUGGGUGUAUCAGAUAUUCACUUAAGGAUGGCAUAAUUGCAGAAUUGCAUCAUUUUAUAAAUCCUGGAGAAGUACCACGAGGUUUUCGGUUUCAUUGCCAGGCUGCAGGUGAUGCUACUCAUAAAAUUCCCAUAUCUGGAUUUGAUAUUACAACUGCAAGUUACUCAGUUGUGUUGCAUGACCUAUACGCGUUCAUCAAACCACAAAGGGGCAACUGGCCAUCUGUAUAUUGUAAGUCUGAUGAUCUCUUCAGAGUUAACUGGUGCCUAAAAUAUAUGGCUAAAGAAACAGGCACAGUCAAUCAUCUAAAGCUUUUAAAUGUGGAGGAUCUUGUUGUGGAACUGUAUCAUCAGAAACUUCAAAAAGAACCUUCUAAAACUUGGGUGUGUAACACACUGGAUGCCUCCAUGUGGGAUUACUCAGGAAAUACUAGGUGUCAGUGGCACGAAAAAAAUGAUAUUGUAUUUUGUGCUCUUGCUACAUGCAAGAAAAUUGCGUAAGUAUACAUUUUUAUUUUACUUUGUAUAAAGUUUUUG
Crotalus tigris (Tiger rattlesnake) is the source of this 984-nucleotide messenger RNA. RefSeq names its product protein maelstrom homolog. Gene Ontology annotation, biological process: spermatogenesis; male meiotic nuclear division; negative regulation of DNA-templated transcription. Lineage: Eukaryota; Metazoa; Chordata; Lepidosauria; Squamata; Viperidae. Gene Ontology annotation, cellular component: nucleus; P granule. The transcript is spliced from 9 exons. The record is from RefSeq and is a predicted model, not a curated record. Gene Ontology annotation, molecular function: sequence-specific DNA binding. Bases 184 to 948 code for a protein of 254 amino acids.